Messenger RNA from Aspergillus affinis, 747 nucleotides. RefSeq lists its product as uncharacterized. The record is from RefSeq and is a predicted model, not a curated record. The transcript is spliced from 2 exons. Lineage: Eukaryota; Fungi; Ascomycota; Eurotiomycetes; Eurotiales; Aspergillaceae. Bases 1 to 747 code for a protein of 248 amino acids.
AUGCUUCAACCAAAGCAACUCCUCUCUCUCUCAAUCCUGCUCCCCCUCGCCGCCUCCGCCCCAGCAGCAGCAGCAUCCGACCUCCAAUUCCACACAACGGCGCUCCUAACGGCAACCUUCUCCCCAAACUGUCCCGCGGACACCGACGACCGCAGCAACAGCGCCCUCCAGUACGACCCCUCACCCAGCCUCUCGUUCUCCCACGACAGUAAAUCCCAAAGUCUUGACUUCACGCCGCACCUCGAUAUCAGCAGCACCGCGCCGCUUCGACCAGGCGCGUGCGUCGGUCUCCCCGUGCCCCUCGAGUACUCGUCCCUGCUUGUGGAUCAUCUCUCUGUGUCGGCGAGUAUUCAGCAUACGCAUCCUCGUCCUUUGAGGGGGGCGAAGGCCAAGAAGAGGGAAGGGAAGGAGCAGUGCAAGAUUACGGUUCAUGAGUUGCCUGGGUGUGAACAGGAACCAAUCCUGGAUGUGGAGAUUGAUGAGGGGGAGAGGAGCGUGGAGAGUGGGUGUGUCAGGAGGAAGUUUUUGGCGUUUGAGUUGGUGUGGGCGAAGUUGAGUUGUGAAUUUGAGGAGGACGAGGACGAUGAUGAAGACGAUGAGGAUGACGAUGACAGCGAUGAUGAAGAUGAUGAGAAGCCCUGGACGAACGACAAGCAUGGGGGUUUGGCGAACUCGACUGUGCCGGCGACGAAUUCGACGGGCAGGUUGAGUGUAGGGAAGAGGAGGACGAAGUUGCCGAUCUUCUAG